AUGGGUGGGCCAAAAGGGGAGGAGGACCACUACACCUUGCUGGUAAAGGCCUGGGAGACCAAAGUGUUCCCUACCAUUCGUAGGAGCUUCCCUAACGAGGCUGAGAGGAAAUCUGGCCUGGACCAAAUCAAAGGAGCUCUGCAGCUUGGCAUGGUGGACAUAGCAAGACAGACAGUGGAGUUCCUGUAUGAAGAGAAUGGCGGCAUUCCUCGGGACCUGUACCUCCCUACCAUCGAGGAUAUUAAGGACGAGGCCAACAAGUUCACUAUUGACAAAGUUUGCAAAGGCUUGACUCCGCUCUCCGGACAGCAACAACACCAACAGCACCACAGGAGGGACAGCCCUGCCCAAGUUUGCUAUCCGGGGCAUGUUAAAGACCUUUGGUUUGCACGGCGUGGUGCUGGUGAGGUAUUGGUAUCCUAUUGAGAUGCUGGAG
Messenger RNA from Perca fluviatilis (European perch), 436 nucleotides. Its product is annotated as probable E3 ubiquitin-protein ligase HECTD4. The record is from RefSeq and is a predicted model, not a curated record. NCBI's taxonomy places the organism in Eukaryota, Metazoa, Chordata, Actinopteri, Perciformes, Percidae. The transcript is spliced from 4 exons. The coding region runs from base 1 to 426 and encodes 141 amino acids.